AUGGCUGGCAACAUUUCCCUCAGCAGACGGGACAUUGAUGUCCUCGGCAAGAUCCGCGACCCCGAAUCCAACCCAGAGAGUGGGCUUCGCCUCGAUCCCUCGCUGCCCAAGGACCCGCACAUCACCGAUGCCGUUGAGUACGACGCCGUCAGCCAGAGGGAGCGGGAGCUCAUUCUGUCGAUGCAAGAGGCAGAGAUGGAGCUUGCCGGCCUCAAGGAGAAGACGCUGCCCGACCCCGUCGAGGCCUACCGGGCAUGUGUUGCUCGCCUGGGCAGGCUUGUCGAAGAGCACCCUCGGUAUGCCAGUGCGCGCAACAACCGCGCCCAGGCGCUGCGUCGCCUCUACGGCGACGACAUGCUUCUGGAGCCCAUCAUUGAUGGACCGGUGCUUGGCUCCCCGCGCCCGCAACGAGGCGUCGAGGCGAUUUUGAGCGGCCCUGCGGCCGACGCGACGGAGCGUACAGAGGCGGCCGCCACCGUGCUCUCCGACCUCGACCGGGCCAUUGCCUUGUUAAUGCCCGCGCCCGCCAGUCUAGCAUCCGCCGCGCUCUCGCCGACCGCCGCCAAGACGCUCUCCCUCGCCUUCACCCAGCGCGCCGCCAUCUACUAUGCCUCAUCCAAGCAGCUUGCUUCCAACAGCAGGCGCUGCAAUGCCGCGGUCGACCGGCCUGAGGCGCGCUGGUCCGAGAUGGACUUUGAGGAGGCGGCAUCGCGCGACUUUGCCAUGGGCGGCCGCUUCGGUAACGAGAUUGCCCGUGGCCUGGCCGUGGGUACGAACCCAACUGCCAAGUUGUGCGGCCAGAUGGUACAGCAGAUGAUGAAGGGCGAGUACGGCGCCGAAAACGGAAGUGGCUCGAAAGUCUGA
Sporothrix schenckii 1099-18 is the source of this 864-nucleotide messenger RNA. RefSeq lists its product as uncharacterized. The record is from RefSeq and is a predicted model, not a curated record. The coding region runs from base 1 to 864 and encodes 287 amino acids. Gene Ontology annotation, biological process: cilium assembly. Lineage: Eukaryota; Fungi; Ascomycota; Sordariomycetes; Ophiostomatales; Ophiostomataceae. The transcript has a single exon.